CACACACACACACACACACACACACACACACAAAAGCAUGAGCCACGCUAAUUGUCCCUUCUUGGCUCUCCAUCCGGCCAUCUUGUACUAGCAACUGAACAAUCUAUUUGGCUUCAAUCGAGCUAUGUACUCUCCGGAUAGUUCCAGAUAUUCAACUUAACCAAGGAGGUUAGGAUAUUGUUGAAGAGCUGACCGGAUCUUAAGCCCAAAAUGGAAUCAAUUUAGAGGCAAUAUAGAUUGAUAGAUCUGGCAAAUUCGCUAUGCGUACAGAGGUCAUCAAGGCGGACUCCAUUGACGUGGCUGUCGAAAGGAUUCUUCAUGAACUUGGGUCGGACACUAGAAGAAGCAGCAAUAGAGAGAAUGCCAUCUACUUUGAUGGCUGGGACGGCCUUGGGGCAUCUGCCGUCCUGCAAGCCGUAGCCAAACGCCUCACACCAUCCAAUGAGGCAUUGGCUAGGCCUGUUGGGCUGGAGUUUCAGAGAAUCAUCUACAUCGAUUGCUCAAAGUGGGAGAACAGAAGAGCAAUGCAGAGGGAAAUCGCGCAGCAGCUGAAGCUUCCCAGCUGGGUGAUUGACAUGUUUGAUAAACAAGACGAGGAGGAUGAUUUCAAUGGUUUAGACCAAGGCUCCCGCGGUGAGAUAGAACAAGUUAACGCAGAGAUCAAUCAAGCUAUACAGAUUUCCAGAUUCCUGGUGAUCCUGCACAAUGGGGGCAAUGAGGAGAUUGAUAUAUCAAAUUUUGGUCUUUAUCUAUAUGGGUAUGCCAAUAGCAAGAUGCUGUGGACUUUCCGAGGGAGAUUUCGACUUGACCCCAAGGUGAUAGACAAUGUGAAGAAGAGCACAACAACACAUGUCGUUAUUUCAGCUACCAGUGGUGGGCGAGAUCCACAAAACCUUUGGUCUUAUCUAGUGCACCAUGAGGUUGCACAAGUUUCCCGCAAUAAGGAUGGUUAUUUCAUCAUUGAUCCGGCAAUUGCUGCUGAGUGUGCCAAAUAUAUGCUGAAACGAUGCUGCAUUGGCCAUCACAUCGUUGACUACGACUGGGUUGUCCACACCAGUAACUACUGGGUAUGCGAUGGGAUCAUCACACUGGCAGACAUUGAGAGAGCUUGGCAAGUUGGAGAUGUUCUGCAGCGUGAGCUGCGUUUGUUGGGCACUGAAAACCGGCAUAAUAUUGGUGAUUUAACAAUAAUGCCUUCCUCUCACCUGUCAAGGUCUACCGAGCAUAUUCCGUACUGGAUUUCAAAAGCAACUUGUCGGUUUGUGCUCAGCCCCUGUGGAGUUAUGCCCGAUGACAUGUUUCAGCACUCACACCGGCUCGGCGUGCUCAAGCUCUCAAGGUGUACCUUCAGCUUCUCAUUGCCUCCAUUCCUAUGUUGCCACAGCCUGAGAUUCCUGUGGCUUGAUCAUUGCCAAGACAUCCAAACAAGAACACACAACAUAGAUGCAGAAAAGGAGGAGGAGUUGGACCACAACACCACAGUGUUGUGGGAAUGCUUCCAAAGCUUGUGGGUGCUUGACCUGCGCCACACGGAUUGUGAUCAGAUCUUGUCCGCGAGGGUGAUGGAUCUCAUGAUCCAGCUGAGGGAGCUAAACGUGAUGGGAGCCAGGAACUGGGACAUGAGCCAUCUACAGGGACGGCUGCGUAACAUUCGCAAGCUCCGAGUAACAAAGUCCACCUGCUACUUCAACAACAAUGUGUUCUCAGAUAUGUGGAACAUGGAGCUUCUUGAUUUUUCUGGAAAUAUCAUCAGACAAGGCAUGACAACCUUAUCUGGGCCAGAAAGCAACAAUAGCCUCAAAACUGUGAUUAUUGGUGGAUGUGAUGGGUUAAAGAUUAUCUCUUUUAGGGGAUGCAAAGAAUUGAAGAACCUGUUCUUGAAAGGAUCAUUGGGGAAUCUCAAUGAGCUGGACCUCUCAGGCACAAGAGUAAAAACACUCGACUUUGGAGGAGUGGAAACCAGUUCAAUCCCCAAGAAGCUUAUCUUGCUAGGCUGUGAGAAGCUCCGGGCAAUAUUGUGGCCUCAGAAGGUAAUAAGGGAAGGAUGGUUUAGUGUGCUGCUGAGUAUCGACACCAUGUCGACAUCAACAUCAGCUAACGGAGGGGAAGCACCACUUGCACAUCCACAUGUCGAUCCAUCCAUCCAACGACAGAAAGAAGAAAUAUUUAAGGCUCGAUGGCGGAUUUCUCUCAUGGAUACAAGGUUCCUUAGGUCGCUUUCUCCUGUAAGAUGGUAUUUAGGAGGCUCAUCCAUACAUAUUGAUGUCUGUGAUGCAGCUACCGUCGGUGGUAGCAACAUCCAAGGAACAAGCAGUGACGAACUAGUGCAAGUCCAACCGCAUACAAGUACCUUAAUAGACUCGAAGUACAGAGAUCUACUGAAGGGCGGCCCAGUUGCAACAGUGAUGAUGCGGGACUGCCCCAAGAUAUUUGUAAGGCAAUGGACCCAAGUGGUUGCAUGUAUCAUAAAUGUGAUCAUGCACGGGCAGAGCAACAAACUCUUGGAGGAUAACCCGUCCAUCACUAGUAUCCCUGGACAGGCAGAUACUUGUGCUUUAUUAUUGCCUCAUUUUUUAUGUGAAGCGGCUACAUCACUGCAUGUGUACGAUAACCCGGCCAUCACUAGUAUCCCUGCACCACCCCAAGGAUCAGGAUGGAGAAGUAUAAGAUGGUGUCGAAUGGAAAGGUGCCCCAAGUUACACACGGUCUUCACUACUCCUGAAGGCAGUAAUGUGAAGAGCUUUUUCUGGCUGGAGACAUUCUGGGCCUCCCAGCUCCUCUCUGCAUGCUACAUCUGGGACAGGCCAACCCAAAGCUACUUUUAUAACCUGAACCUCUUGCAUCUGGACCAUUGCCCCAGGCUCGUACAUGUUCUCCCCUUCUCCAAAUGGGAGGGAGACACCUUGGGUGCACUGGAGACCCUCGAGAUAGUGUACUGUGGUGAUCUCAGGGAGGUCUUCCCUUUGGACCCUCAGCUUCAAGAGCAGGAUAAAAUUCUAGAAUUUCCAAAGCUGAGGCACAUCCACCUGCACGAGCUCCCCAUGCUGCAGCGCAUUAGUGGGUGCAGGAUGUGGGCGCCUAAACUCGAGACCAUCAAGAUCAGGGGCUGUUGCAGCCUCAAGCGUCUGCCAUUGGUCGGACGCAACACCAUGCCGCCCAAGGUGGACUGCGAGAAGGAAUGGUGGGACAACCUGGAGUGGGAUGGGUUGGAGAAGUACCACCAUCCUUCCCUCUACGAGCCGAGCCACUCAUUGUACUAGAAGGCCCAGCUGCCCAGAGGUAGCCUACUCAGGAAAUGCAUCCUUUCGGUGAGUUCAUCUUCAGCACUUCAUUCAACACAAUAUGCGUAAACCAAGUGCUACCUACCUGAAGCUUUCUGCCUCCUGUUUGAUUGGUUUGUUAGUUCUCUACAUCAACAUUGCCAUGGUGUCGUAUUGUGCAUUCCAGUUUGGUUUGAUUUGAUUUGGUUUGUUAUAGUCAUCCUUUGCUCAAUCGAUCCAACUACUUGUCAUCUGGUUGCAUAGAUGAGGGUACAAAAGCUUUCGAGCAAAUGACAAAUAAAUUAAAGUUGGCAUUCAACUUAGCCAGUUAUCGAUUGACUGUGAUAUGUAAGCAUCCAUGGUGAUUGUGAUUAUUGUCUAUGUGGUGUUUGGUU
Molecule: messenger RNA, 3655 nt
Organism: Triticum aestivum (bread wheat)
Lineage: Eukaryota; Viridiplantae; Streptophyta; Magnoliopsida; Poales; Poaceae
Exons: 4
Coding region: 261-3260 (999 amino acids)
Source: RefSeq, a predicted model, not a curated record